This is a messenger RNA of Lipotes vexillifer (Yangtze River dolphin), 729 nucleotides long. RefSeq names its product N-alpha-acetyltransferase 60, NatF catalytic subunit (gene NAA60). The coding region runs from base 1 to 729 and encodes 242 amino acids. The record is from RefSeq and is a predicted model, not a curated record. Gene Ontology annotation, biological process: N-terminal peptidyl-methionine acetylation. The transcript has 5 exons. Gene Ontology annotation, molecular function: histone acetyltransferase activity; protein-N-terminal amino-acid acetyltransferase activity. NCBI's taxonomy places the organism in Eukaryota, Metazoa, Chordata, Mammalia, Artiodactyla, Lipotidae. Gene Ontology annotation, cellular component: Golgi membrane.
AUGACAGAGGUGGUGCCAUCCAGCUCCCUCAGCGAGGUCAGCCUGCGUCUCCUCUGCCACGAUGACAUAGACACCGUGAAGCACCUGUGUGGCGACUGGUUCCCCAUCGAGUACCCAGACUCAUGGUAUCGUGAUAUCACCUCCAACAAGAAGUUCUUUUCCCUUGCCGCAACCUACAGGGGCGCCAUCGUGGGAAUGAUCGUAGCUGAAAUAAAAAAUAGGACCAAGAUACACAAGGAGGAUGGAGAUAUUCUAGCCUCCAGCUUCUCUGUUGACACACAGGUUGCGUACAUCCUAAGCCUGGGAGUAGUGAAGGAAUUCAGAAAGCACGGCAUAGGUUCCCUAUUACUUGAGAGUUUAAAAGAUCACAUAUCAACCACCGCCCAGGACCACUGCAAAGCCAUCUACCUGCACGUCCUCACUACCAACAAUACGGCUAUAAACUUCUACGAAAACAGAGACUUCAAGCAGCAUCACUAUCUCCCCUAUUACUAUUCCAUCCGAGGGGUCCUCAAAGAUGGCUUCACCUAUGUCCUCUACAUCAACGGUGGCCACCCUCCCUGGACCAUCCUGGACUACAUCCAGCACCUGGGCUCUGCACUAGCAAACCUGAGCCCCUGUUCCAUCCCGCACAGGAUCUACCGCCAGGCCCACAGCCUGCUCUGCAGCUUCCUGCCAUGGUCAAGCAUCUCCACCAAGGGCGGCAUAGAGUAUAGCCGGACCAUGUGA